CCAGGGAUUAGUAAAGGCUUUAAUAGGUUUUGUGAAGAGCCUGCUAACAGAAGCAGGGUACAUCCACAAUCAUUUAACUCUGCAAAGAAAAACAAAUAGGGGCACUUGGUUCAGUUGGUUGAUGGUGAAACAUGUAGGUCUUUGGCACUGUUGUUCCUCUAAAAGAAACAGAACGUCAGUGCUAAACAGUUCUAACACAUCUGAUGUACUUUAGAGGCACUAUUCUACUGCUUUAGAAGAAAGAAAAGUGAAGAGAAAACAGCUUCCUCCAGAGCCAUGGGGGUCUCCCAGUCAAAACGGGGAGAAUACAAAACCCAGAAGAACAGCCUGAACCCAGGAGCAGAUAAGAGCUCUGAGCAUGGCACCUACCAGGCAUCUGAAAUCCACAGAGGCCUCAUUGAGCCCAAGAAACUGCCAAACCCAGUGAAAGAAUCUAGGCACCACCGUGAUUUGCACCGGGAGCUGCUUUUUACUCAUAGGAGGGGGAUGUUUCCAGAACACAAGCCUGAGCUUCAGAGAGUACUAGAAGCUAGGAGAAUCAGGCAACUGAAAAAGCAGGAAGAAAACGAAAAGCCCUUGACAGAUCUGGAAGAAGAGCUGAGGAAACGCCAAGAGAAACUUGACCAGUAUGAAAGAGAAUUGGUCCUGCAGGGGGAGCAAGAUGGCAGGCCUGAGUUCAUCCUUGUCAAAGAGAGCCUGAGGAAGAUCAAACUAUCUACAGAAACUACAGAAAUUAAGCUGUCUACAGAAGGCAUAAGGCAGACAUGAGCCGUGAGCUGCAAGCACAGCUUCUGUCAGUAUGACUCCCUGGCAGCACGGCAUACAGAGGAAUUAUAGGUGAGAAAAGAACAUCUUUGAUGGAAACUGCCACAGCCUUCUCUUGCUGGCCUGCAGAGCCACUGCUGAAGCUAACCACAGGGACAUGGCAGCAGGAGGAAGUCAGAGGCAAGGACUAUCAUUUGGAGAAACAGAUUCUGUCAUUUUGCUACAAUUGUCAUAGAGGGAUGACUGGGUAGACUGGAACCUUCCCUGGAAGCUGUGUGUCUUUAUUUUAAAUAUUUUUAAAAUAUUUAAAUACAUGGCUGUCUUUAUUUUAAAUAUUUUCUAUUCAGCAAUGCAUAUUUAUGGGGGCAAAUUGCCACUUUUGAAUUUAUUCCAAAUCUGACUAUGCCUCUUUCCAAUUCCAGCUGAGACUCUGCCCGAUCUUUGCUUUCCUUUCAGCAAAAGUUGCUAAUGUUACUUUUGCUACUACAUUUAGUGUCACCAUUGCGCAAUGGCCUACUCCCACCACAUUAAGACCACUAUCAAAACUAACUGGUAUGCAGGAGCAUUAAUAGUCUGGUGGUAAGGUGCAUGUUUGCAACUGAGAAGAUCUGUUGAGGCUUGUUGUAUCAGGCAGCAUCUUCUGUUGGCCUCAGUUUCCUGCUUGUCAAAUGAAAGUGAUGGUCUUCCUUUGCUUCCCAGAUACCCAUCCAAGAGAAGUGGGAUGUUCUAGGAUAGUGAGACAUUCAAGUAUAAGAGCAGCAGUGGGCAGAUUAACUUGUAAUCCCUUGCAAUGGAGAGCUAGGGAUGGCUGCUUCAUAAUAUCAGAAUCAGUUGUGUUCAGGAUCUUCCAGACUUGGUUGUCUAUGAACUUCAGAGCCUCCAGGCGAAGAGGAUCUUAAAAUAAAAUACAAAGCACAACAUACUUGGUUGCAUAAAUAUAGCACAUUGGCAGCCAGCUCAUGGCCCUUCUGUUUGUGAACACUCUGAUCCCUCAAUAGGAUUACUCCUCACACUGUUUGCUGCUAUUAGAUGGUUCGGCAAAGCCUGACAGCACCUGUAUUCAUCUGUCUGUAAAUAGCACUAAGUCAAAUUAACAUUAUAAUGAUGUUUGGCAUCUGAGAGUGUAGGGUUUUUGGUUCUCUAGAUUUGCUCAGGUUUUUGUAAUCCUUUUCAUCAGUAACCAUCUUCCCAUUCAAGCAUAUACAAUCAUUUUAAAAGGGAGAAAAAUAAAUGAUAGGAUUGCUCAAGACAAGUAAGAGGAAUGAUGUCUUC
Molecule: messenger RNA, 2037 nt
Organism: Hemicordylus capensis (graceful crag lizard)
Lineage: Eukaryota; Metazoa; Chordata; Lepidosauria; Squamata; Cordylidae
Product: protein FAM107B-like
Exons: 5
Coding region: 277-768 (163 amino acids)
Source: RefSeq, a predicted model, not a curated record